This is a messenger RNA of Racocetra persica, 126 nucleotides long. Lineage: Eukaryota; Fungi; Glomeromycota; Glomeromycetes; Diversisporales; Gigasporaceae. The record is from the annotation of a GenBank genome assembly.
UUUAAGGAAGUUCAAGGACAAUCACAAGCAAUGGAUUUGAUAAUCAACCUAUUCCUAAACGAGAAUGCUUAUGCACUUGUAAUUGAGCAAAGUGACAUCUUGACAAUCAAUGCUAAUAUUCAAUAA